This is a messenger RNA of Beta vulgaris subsp. vulgaris (sugar beet), 711 nucleotides long. RefSeq lists its product as uncharacterized. Lineage: Eukaryota; Viridiplantae; Streptophyta; Magnoliopsida; Caryophyllales; Amaranthaceae. Bases 1 to 711 code for a protein of 236 amino acids. The transcript has a single exon. The record is from RefSeq and is a predicted model, not a curated record.
AUGGCCACGUAUAAGGCUCAGAUGAGUGUGCAGACCAGCUGCGAGGCCACAUGGUGUCGGUUCUUCCCUACCACACUGAAAGGGCUCGCGCUAAAUUGGUUCCAAGAGUUGCCGGCCGGAAUCAUCACCGAUUUCGCCGUGCUCGAGGAUAUGUUUACCCAUCAGUUCGUGGCCGGAAAGAGGCAAAAGAAGACUAGCUUACACCUCAUGGGGGUCAAGCAAGAGAAGAAUGAAAGUCUAGCCGACUACAUAAAAAGAUUCAAUGAAGAGUCCCUGAAAGUAUCCGACCUGCAGGAUGUCGUGGCCUUCGCUGCUCUCAUGUCCGGAUUACAACCUGGCCGGCUAAGAUGGACAUUGGCUGAGAGUGAAGUCAAAACCUUUUCAGAGGCCAUGGCAAAGGCUCAAAGGUUUAUCCAAGCGGCGGACAUUUGCCGUCACUCGGAAGAAGGAAGUAAGAAGAGGAAGGAAGAAGGAAAUAACAGAGAUCAGCCCAAACAGCAGAAAACGGGCGGUAGGUCGGAUAGUUCACUGAUCAUGGAAACGACCCUCGUUUCAAUAAGAACCGAAGAGAAAUAUACCUGGACAUCAAGCACAAGUCCAUGCUGCCUAACCCCCAACCCGUCCGGACCUCAGCCUACCGGAGGGACAAAAGCCAGUGGUGUGAGUACCACCGGGAAUGUGCUCAUACCACAAAGGAUUGUAGGGAACUGA